AUGGCAACCUUGCUCAUCAGCUUUAUCCUCGCCCAAAGUGUCCAUGCCGCACCUAUCUGUCAACAUCCUGCACUCAACACUGCAUCCUUACCAUCUUCGCUUGCAUCUGGACGGCAAACCAUCCCGAUGUGCCAAGCGAUAUUCGCGUUGGUCGUUCAGUCCGGAUUCUCGUACACUCAAAUGAUUUUCACGUUGGUUGCACCGGAGGCCGCUGUUGCGACUGCAUGGGAAGACUUCUCCAUGGCUUGCAGACUAUCAAGGCAGUGCGCUGAAAUUCAAGGAUGGACAUUGAGCCAUUCAUAUUUUGUGAAUAUGGGAGGUUUCUUCGACGGUGCCAACGGAAACGCAGUAGAGCCAGACGGAAAUCCUUCUACUCUCUUUAAGAGAUACCCCGGCAUUAUCAAGCAUUCGGGAGAGGUCGCAGUAUCGAAAGAGGAAAUCCUUGACAGAAGUAAAGGGGAUUUUUUUGCAAAGCUCAUUGUUGCCAUCCAGCUUGUGUGGUUUGCCGCCCAGUAUGUUGGACGGUGGGCACAUCGUCUACCCAGGUCCCAAUUGGAAGCGAUGACUCUUGCUUAUGCAUCACUUAGCAUCCUUGUUUGUGCUUUGUGGUGGCGCAAACCGCUGGAUGUGCAUUUCCCAAUCUACGUGAUGGAAGGGAGCCACUCCAAUCCCUCCAAUCCCGAUGCCAAUACUGAUCAAGUGCAGAAUAUGCCAAAUCCGACUUCCCCUGCAGGGAGCCCCAAUCCCUCAAACGUUCAUGCUGAUGCCGAUCAAGGGCAGAACGCGGCAACCCUGGCCUCUCCUGCGGUGAACCCCAAUCUCACAAAUUCCGGUGCCAGUACCGAUCAAAUAUCGAAUACAGCAAAUUCGACUGGAGUCCCAAUCCCUCCAAACCUGAUGCUAAUAUCGAUCAAAAGCAGAUCGUGGCAGAUCUGGCUUCCCUAG
Cantharellus anzutake is the source of this 945-nucleotide messenger RNA. RefSeq lists its product as uncharacterized. The transcript has 3 exons. Lineage: Eukaryota; Fungi; Basidiomycota; Agaricomycetes; Cantharellales; Hydnaceae. Bases 1 to 945 code for a protein of 314 amino acids. The record is from RefSeq and is a predicted model, not a curated record.